Molecule: messenger RNA, 1083 nt
Organism: Yamadazyma jaroonii
Lineage: Eukaryota; Fungi; Ascomycota; Pichiomycetes; Serinales; Debaryomycetaceae
Source: the annotation of a GenBank genome assembly
AUGAGCAAACCAGUGUUGAAAAAUGAUUUGAUUUUAAGGGCAGCCCGUGGUGAAAAGGUCGAAAGACCUCCCAUGUGGAUAAUGAGACAAGCAGGACGUUAUUUACCUGAAUAUCAUGAAGCUAAAGGUAAGAAAGAUUUCUUCGAAACCUGUAGGGAUGCAGAAACUGCUAGUGAAAUCACUAUCCAACCAAUUGAUCAUUUCAAUGGGUUAAUCGAUGCAGCAAUUAUCUUUUCCGAUAUUUUAGUGAUUCCUCAAGUAAUGGGAUUUGAAAUUGAAAUGCAAGAAGGAAAAGGUCCAGUCUUUGUUGAUCCUUUAAGAGAUCCAAAAGAUUUAACCAGAGUUGAUUUCAAUCCUGAUGUUAAAAAAGGUUUAGCUUGGGCUUUUGAAGCUAUCAAAUUAACUGUUAAAAAAUUGGAUGGAAGAGUUCCAUUAAUUGGUUUCUGUGGAGCUCCUUGGACUUUAUUGGUUUAUAUUGUUGAAGGACAAGGAUCUAAAAUGUUUAGAUUUGUUAAAGAAUGGAUUUAUAGAUAUCCAACUGAAUCUCAUAAAUUAUUACAAGCUAUCACUGAUUGUUGUAUUGAAUUUUUAGCUCAACAAGUUGUUGCUGGAUGUGAUAUGGUUCAAGUUUUUGAAAGUUGGGCCAGUGAAUUAGGACCUCAUGAAUUUAAUGAAUUCUCUUUACCUUACUUGAAACAAAUCAGUGCUAAAUUACCUUUAAGAUUAAAAGAAUUAGGUGUAGAAAGAGUUCCAAUGACAGUUUUCGCUAAAGGUGCUUGGUAUGCUUUAGAUGAAUUAUGUGAAAUUGGCUAUGAUACUGUUGGUUUAGAUUGGUUAUACAAACCUGAAGAUGCUGUUAAAGUUGUCAAUGGUAGAAGAAUCACUUUACAAGGUAAUUUAGAUCCUGGUAUUAUGUAUGGAUCAAAAGAGACCAUCACCCAAAAGACUGAACAAAUGAUUAAAGGUUUUGGUGGAGGUAAACAAAAUUACAUUAUCAACUUUGGUCACGGUACUCAUCCUUUUAUGGAUCCAGAAAACAUUGAUCAUUUCUUAAAAGAAUGUCAUAGAUUAGGUUCUGCUUAA